Messenger RNA from Ruditapes philippinarum (Manila clam), 933 nucleotides. RefSeq names its product von Willebrand factor A domain-containing protein 3B-like. NCBI's taxonomy places the organism in Eukaryota, Metazoa, Mollusca, Bivalvia, Venerida, Veneridae. Bases 293 to 910 code for a protein of 205 amino acids. The transcript has 5 exons. The record is from RefSeq and is a predicted model, not a curated record.
UCAGUUGACUUUAUGUACUUCGUAGAAAGAUGUUUCGUUUCAUUUUCUGUUCUGAUAACCAUGCAUACAUAAACAAACAGGUUUAAUCUGGGGGUUGCUUAAAGUGUACGUAAGUGGAUUUGGGAUAUGUUUGUUCUAUAAAAACGUUAUCUCCGAAUGCGAGUUUGAUAAAUAAAAGUACGCCAGGUUACAGUGAACUGGCGUUAGUUAAAUUAUGAUUAAUUUCUGUUUUUGAAGUGAUUUAGCCUGCUGAAUAGUUUUGCGUUUGAACAUGUCGUGGUAGACGCGAGUCAUGAGUUUCACAAAUUCAACAAGGAAUUUAACCGUGAUUGCCAGGAACGCUGCAGAUGGAUUUUAUUAUGCGGGUUUCAUUACUAAAGGGAUUACAAAUGAAGAAGAAUUCCAUCAUGUGACAUUCUACAACAUCAGACCUCAGGACGUACUGCCAAAUGACGUCAUCAAUAUAGGUGGCGCUGUGCCAUGGCCGACAUUAAAGAUAGGAGACUAUGUAUUAGUUGCGGUACGAUGUAGAACAAGUGGUCUUCAAUGUUAUAUGCCAGGAAGGGUGGUAUGUUUGCCUAUAGAUCUCCGGCGAGAAAAUAGAUUCUACACCCUAAAAUUAUAUUCCGGGAGAACUACUACCAAACCUAGGAGGUACAUCAUUAAGAUUGGCCAGGAUAAGUUUAACGAAAUUACUGAUUAUAUAUCAAACAUCCGCUAUAAACAACCUAAAAUGUUUGUAUCUGAACCAGAUUUGAGGGGGAGAUUACUUGCGCGACGUCAUAAUGAGGACACUAAUAAUAGAAGUAUAGCUUUUUUGUUUAACAUUAUCGUAAAAAGAACACUUUUAAUUUGUUCUUAUUUCGGCUCAGCAAUUGUCAUUUUGGUUCCUUAUAUUUUUCCUCAGUGAAUGUGCCUUUGCCUUACUUUGUC